AUGGAUAAACUGAUCAAGGAGACUAAGGCUAACCAUCCCGAUGUCAAUAUGAUAUACUCGUCGCCUAAUUGUUAUAUUAAAGCGCUUAAUGGGAUGAACAUGUCGUAUGCGGAACGGGAUGUCGACUACUUGUCGUAUUGGGUGGGCUACUACACGAAUAGGCCGGCGUUGAAGUAUCAGGAUAGACUGACUAAUAAUAUUUUGCAGGCGAGCAAGCAACUAUCAGUAAUAGGGCGUUUAGACCCGGCUAAAACAAAAGCAUACCUGGACGAGGCAGCCAAUGAGGUGGCUAUAUUGACACACCACGACGCCAUCACCGGCACCUGCUCUCAGGGGGUAUGCGAUGGAUACACGGGUCGACUCCAGUCGGGAUACGCCGCCAGUAAAGCCGUUAUCCGAAAGGCUUUCGAGUACUUGAAGUCGAAAACUGGGGACAAAAAAGUG
Messenger RNA from Oppiella nova, 444 nucleotides. NCBI's taxonomy places the organism in Eukaryota, Metazoa, Arthropoda, Arachnida, Sarcoptiformes, Oppiidae. The record is from the annotation of a GenBank genome assembly.